Molecule: messenger RNA, 657 nt
Organism: Penicillium alfredii
Lineage: Eukaryota; Fungi; Ascomycota; Eurotiomycetes; Eurotiales; Aspergillaceae
Exons: 1
Coding region: 1-657 (218 amino acids)
Source: RefSeq, a predicted model, not a curated record
AUGUCGUUUCUCUCCGGGCUCUGCGGGUGCUUCGCCCGCAGCAAUAGUCCCCCGCCCUCCACCUCGUCUCCAGAGAUGCAAAUGCCCGGCACCCACAACAACAGUCGCCACAGCACCCAAACCGGGCGGUUCACACUCUCCAGCGACGGCGAAUUCAUCCGUCCAGCAGUCCCCCGUAUAGCACGCAGAGAGCACGGACCUCUGCCCGCUGACGCUGAUGACGGGGGCUAUGCGGCGGUAGUCCCACUCCCACAGUACACGCCGCGUCCCAUGAGCAUUCACGAGAAAACCCUCGAGGCGCACAUGCGUGAUUCCUCGAUCUCAUCCGAGUCGCAGGACACAUAUCCCACGGACGAGAAGAACCGCAACCUCUACGACGAAGAGGUCACCUCUGAUGGCUCCUCGGCCAUUUCCUUUCCCAGCAGCUACGGAAAUACUUCUACUGCCACGAGAGAGACCCCUCCGCCGCCAUACUCGCCUCGUCAUUCUGUUGUGCUCAAUCGGUCGCGGUCGAUCUCUAUCUCGUCGGCUAUGGCCGUCACUAUCAAUCCCCCGCCCAGCGCCCAUAUGAAUAUCUCGCGGACGGGUCAUGCUCGAGUCGAUGCUGAUGACCAGUCUAUUCGGCGGCAUCGGAGAGUCUCUUGGGAGAGCCGGUGA